CCCUCCUGUUUCCUUAUGCGCGGUCGCCAAACAUAACACUGCUGCACUUUACUUCACCGCUGUGCGAACUUUUCAAACAGCUUGACAUUUUUCUAGCUACGUCCUCACCAACAAUAUCAUCAUUUUUAAUGAGCUUACUGUGAAAUUUUCUUUUAGAAUUUGCAUUUCCCUAUUUUUCCUCCAAAAUGCCUGAGUUCAUAUCAGUGGAUGAGUUUAUCGAGGAGACUUUGGAGGACUACAGCUCUCCCACCACCUCUUCCUUCUACACCAAAAUGACAAGUUGCCGAAAUUCCGCCAACCUUAUUGAGGAGGCCUUGGACUCUGACCGCACAAUCUUGCAGAAAAUGAAGAAAGCAGCCAAAGCAAAGCAUUUCUCUGGUCAAGACCACAUAUCACAUUUGGAGUUAUACAUCAAUUCCAUGGAGAAGUUGGCUGUGAAUUUCCGCAACAAUGGAGAACAGGAAGUGGCCUCUGCAUUUAAUAAGUUUGCAGAAUUCUCCAAAGAACUGCUGAUGCCAAUGAAGAACUUGUUGAAGAGCAUGUUGCACAACAUUAACUUCUUCCUGGACUCGCUGGUAAAAGGGGAUCUGAAAGAGGUCAAAGGUGACCUGAAAAAGCCCUUUGAGAAAGCAUGGAGAGAUUAUGAAAAUAAAUUCACUAAGAUCGAGAAAGAGAAGAGGGAACUGGCGAAGCAGUAUGGUAUGGUGCGCACAGAGGUGAGCGGAGGAGAGAUUGCAGAAGAGAUGGAGAAAGAGCGCAGGAUGUUCCAGCUACAGAUGUGUGAAUACCUCAUCAAAGUAAAUGAAAUUAAGACCAAGAAAGGAGUAGACCUGCUACAGAACCUGAUCAAACACUACCACUCUCAGUGCAAUUUCUUUCAGGAGUGUCUGGCUACAACAGAAAAGCUGAAGCAGUACAUUGAGGUCUUCACGGGUCAGCUGAGCGCUAUCAAACAUAAGCAGGAUGAGGAAAAGAGACAGCUCUGUUCUCUCAGAGAUCAGCUCAGACCUGCUCUACAGCCCGAAUUCAAAGAGCAGUCCAGGAGAGAUUCUCUAAGCAGACAGACCGUGUACAGCAUGCAUCAGCUUCAAGGCAACAAGCAAUAUGGCACAGAGAAAUCAGGCUACCUCUACAAGAGAAGUGAUGGGUUGAGGAAGAUGUGGCAGAAGAGGAAAUGUUCUGUGCAGAACUGCUAUCUUACCAUCGCUCAUGGAACCCCUAAUAAAUCACCAGCUAAACUGAACCUCCUCACCUGUCAAGUCAAACCAAGUCUGGAAGACAAGAAAUGCUUUGACCUCAUCUCACAUAAUCGAACUUACCAUUUUCUGGCUGAUGAUGAGUCUGACUGUAUGGCGUGGAUAUCAGUGCUGACAAACAGCAAGCAGGAGGCUCUAAAUGUGGCUCUGGAUGAGAGGAGGACAAGUGGGGAGAACAGCGUGGAGGACCUGACGCGAUCUAUCACUGAGAAUAUUCGCCGCAUUCCUGGAAAUAACGUUUGCUGUGACUGCGGGGCCACAGAUCCGACUUGGAUCUCUAUAAACCUGGGAAUUCUGACGUGCAUCGAGUGCUCAGGGAUCCAUCGGGAAAUGGGUGUACAUUAUUCACGUAUUCAGUCACUUUCUCUGGACAAACUAGGCACUUCAGAAUUGCUGUUGGCGAGAAACGUGGGGAAUUCAGGUUUUAAUGAAAUUGUGGAAGCCAAUCUUCCUAGUCCCUCUGUGAAGCCGUCAGCGGAGAGUGACAUGGCCGUACGUAAAGACUUCAUACUCUCAAAGUAUAUGGAUUGGCAGUUUGCACAGCGUAGCAGCAGCUCACCAGAAACAAAACGCAAAUAUCUGCAGGAUGCUGUUCGCAGUCGAGACGUCUUCAGCCUGUUACAGCUGUACGCUGAGAGAACAGAACUCAGCCAGCCUCUGCCAUCCCACCUACAGGAAAAGGGGGAAACUGCUCUACACUUAGCUGUUCUAUUGGCUGACAGAACAUCACUCCAUGUGGCUGACUUCCUGUUCCACAAUAGUAAUAAUCUGGACGCUCAGACAAUGAAGGGAAACACUGCUUUGCAUUACUGCUGCCAGCACAACAAAACGGAGUGCCUUAAACUUCUGCUCCGAGCCAAGGCCAACACACAUAUCAAGAAUGAUAAUGGAGAGACGGGACUGGACGUGGCUCGCAGACUGAAGCACACACUGUGUGAGGAGCUGAUCCACCAGUCACAGAACAACCAGUUUAACAUGCACGUGCACGUGGAAUAUGAGUGGAGACUCCGGCAGGAUGACCUUUACGAGAGUGAUGACGACCUAGAUGACAAGAUGGGCCCAGUGAAGAAGGAGCGCUUAGGACGGCCGUUCAGCUUGUAUCACAGUAACUCUGCCUCUCACAGUGGCGGAGGGGGUUUGUUAAACGUGGGUCGGAGGCUAGCAAUGGCCCGAGGGGAUAACCGGAAGGACGUGUAUGCCGGUCCCAACUCUCAGACUCGUAGCCUCGACAGUCCUCCUCCGCCACCCCCUUCAUCACCUGCACCGCCACUCCCACCCCGGGUCAGAGCUCCAAACGUCCCCCCUCCUCCCCCUCCCAUGAGCUCACCUGAUGGCUGGACGUCCCAUGAAGUAAUCGGCAGUAAGAAACGAACCCCUCCUCCCCCUCUUAUCAUCCGACACAAGCGCACCUACUCUGAGCCCGGCCCUCAAGUGCCCCCCAGCCCCCACUCUACACGGCAGGGACCUACAGAUUAUGGAGUACCUUCAUGUCCGAUAAACUUCGGUGGUCCAGACUCACCUUUCCAGAAGUGUGGCUCAGGUUCUCCCAAAUACACGGCAUCCACUCUCAACUCCUUAUCUGAGCUACCAGAACGAGCAGGCUUUCGAGCAGAUGGGGAAAGCAGCUCGUCUCACUUUCUGUACCAAACACCACAACCCAUCAGCACCGCUGGACGUCACACCCCGGGCCUGUCUCCCACCUCUCCCCGCUCCUUUAGCCUGGAGACUAACGGAAGCUCCUCUUCCUCCUGCCACACUGCUCCUCACCCACUGCCCAGAAAAACUUUGAUAAAGUCGAAGUUGAGGCGUGUGAAGGCCAUGUACGACUGUGUGGCAGAUCAUCACGAUGAGCUCACCUUCAGUGAGGGUGACGUUCUGGUGGUACUCGGAGAGGAAGAUGCUGACUGGUGGCAUGGCUACAUCGAGGGACAGCCAGACAGAACGGGCUUAUUUCCAGCAUCGUUUGUCUCUAUGCUCACCGAAUGAAGCCGGCCAGGACCUGAAAUCAUAGCACGGUUGACUUUACUGCCAAAGCACCCUGGGAAAUGAGGGGCUUGAAGUCUACCCACAGAACCACCGGUAAUGAAGAAUCAGCAUAACAAAGCAGCGCUCACAGCGCCAGGAGAGAUGGGAACGAGUUGUGCUGUGGACAAAAAUUCUCAUAGUUUGUGGUUGUUCAGGUCCAUUCCCCAUGUACCAUCCUAAAACUGCCCCAAAAGCACACACAGCAGGAACCGCAUGUCAUUUGUUACAUUGAACUGAACUCGAAUGUGAGUAAUCAUUCUGUCAGGCCACAGAAUUGUAUUGAGGAAGUGUGAUGUCGAGAUUGCUGAGAAAUGGAGACAAAAAAAGAAUGGCUUUAAAGCACAAUUUUCUGUGACUGGGUAACUUGGUAACAACAUAAUUAUUUUAGAAAAGAAAAGAAUGAAUGAUGAAAACCGUGUGCUUGGACAAAUAGCACAAAAACACAUUCAGGUCAUAUUUCACCUACAUUAAAAAGAAAAAGCUUUUUCUAUAUACCAAGAAUAUUUGACAUCUUCUCAAUGAUUUAGCACACUUUCCCCCAAAUUGUUAGUUAUUUUUAAUUCUAUUCUAAUUUUGAAUUAUCAUUGUUGUCAUUUAUUGUUCUCUAUUAUAUACUGUACAGUAUUUUAUUACAUAAAUGGCGUAAAAAUACUACUAGUUUCAAUAAUAAAAUGAAUGAAGGUAUAAAAAGAUAAAUAUAUAUAUAUAUAUAUAUAUAUAUAUAUAUAUCCCAGAAUAAAAAAAAAAUAGUUUUAAUAAAACAUUAAUGGUCCUAAAACGUCUUUAUUCCAAAGGGAAUUUUCUUUUGAUUUUGGGUGAAACACCAUUGUUUCUGUAACUUCAGAUAAAAUAAUAACAGUUAAGUAAGUGGUUUAUUAAAAACAGACCACAGAUUAAUCACAGGUUACAAAGAUGUGCACACACCACACAAUUUGGCCAUUACAAUGGGAUCAAACCAUCACAUUCAACUGGACAGUCUGUACUAACUUCUUAAAGUGCUUUAGAGUAGAGAACUACUUGUGGCAGAAGACAUUUUUUGCAAAUUAUGUCACACCCAGGGAACAUUACAUCUGCGGUCACAUGUUGAGAUGCACACAAAACGAUAAAAAGUAAUUUGGCCACAGCUUUUCUUGACUGUACUGCUCAGACUCCUCCUAGAUAAUUAUUCCACAAGGGAGGUGGAAUAAAUAGUCAAUUUUAAUUAAACUAUUUCACUACUUGGAUCAGAGGAUCUUGUAUAUAGACAGUCAUGUAUUACAGUACAAGUUGAAAAUGUGGUUUCAGAAUUUGCUUUUUAUUUGUUAAAGAACCUGAAUGGAAAACUAGGGUGUUGUGAGAUAUUUAUGUAUUGUGUAUUUCUUUAAAAAAAAAAAAAAAAAAAAAAAAGCUUGUAUGUUUUUCUGUAUUUUUAUUUAUGCAAAAUUAUCAAAUAUUUUUGUAUUACUGUCCUGGAUGCCCUAAACUGUGACUUUUGAAUUCAAAUAAUUUUGUAUUGUUUAUGCUUUGGUUUUGUUUCUAAUUAGAUUAAAACUGAAUUUGAGUGUUUGUGUA
This is a messenger RNA of Pimephales promelas (fathead minnow), 4832 nucleotides long. Lineage: Eukaryota; Metazoa; Chordata; Actinopteri; Cypriniformes; Leuciscidae. The record is from RefSeq and is a predicted model, not a curated record.